Messenger RNA from Pseudomassariella vexata, 1809 nucleotides. Its product is annotated as N-terminal binuclear Zn cluster-containing/DNA binding domain-containing protein. Gene Ontology annotation, biological process: DNA-templated transcription; regulation of DNA-templated transcription. Lineage: Eukaryota; Fungi; Ascomycota; Sordariomycetes; Amphisphaeriales; Pseudomassariaceae. Gene Ontology annotation, molecular function: DNA-binding transcription factor activity, RNA polymerase II-specific; DNA binding; zinc ion binding. The record is from RefSeq and is a predicted model, not a curated record. The transcript has 4 exons. Bases 1 to 1809 code for a protein of 602 amino acids.
AUGGGCGGCGCGACCACAGCCCCGGCAAACGGCGAUUCACGAACCCCUCCGACCGUGCCGGCCGCAUGCCUUGGAUGUCGGGCCAAACAUCUCAAAUGCGAUGGGUUGAACCCGUGCUCGCGCUGCUUGGCUUCGGGUGACACGGUUUGCCAAUACGUGGCUUCACGCCGCGGGUACAAAGGCCCAAGGAGGAAUACAGCUCAAAAUCCAAACAAGCGACAUGCCUCUGAUUCGCCGUCCUCGGGCGGCGAGACCUGUCCGAUGCUUCUUGGCGCUACAUUGCCUACCACGUCAAUGGCCACCACUAUGACCACACCAGUCACUCCGUCUCUAGCUACCUUCAAUCCCAUGGGCAUGUUUGAGUCAGCAGCAGCCAGUCCCUUCGCCUCAGGACCUCUGGGGGGUAUGCAGCUGUACAGAAACCCCUACCUCAAUCCAAUGAAUGGCGCACUUGUCGAGGUAACUGCCAACAGACCUCCACAGACCAUCCCAGAGCGCUGUAUUGAUUCAUUUUACUCCCACUUCUAUGCGGGCCAUCCGGCCGUUCUGCCCAAAGAACAUCUUCUGAAAAUGGCGAAAGACAGAAAUCUCGACCACCUGUUUGCGGCAAUGAGGUGGGCCGGUUCGCUGUAUUUUGAGGUCGGUCCAUUGCGUGCCACCUUCUUCGAUGAAGCCAUGCGGCUCUGCUAUGACGAAGACACGCCCAAAGAUGGCUUCCUUGUACAAGCUCUUGUGAUAUUGAUCAUAUGUCUUGACGGAUGUGCCGAAAACGAGAAGGCCCGUGACAUAUUGUCCGAUGUCGAACGAAUCGCCAUCGAGAUUGGGCUGUAUCAACGACCGUAUGCCACUCUCCACGGACGAAGUAACCCAACGCUGGAAGAGAGCUGGCGUCGGACAUGGUGGGAUCUGUUUGUGGUGGACGGAAUGGUUGCUGGCGUUCACAGGGCCACCAACUUCCUCCUUUUCGACAUUGUGGCUGACGUGGGUUUGCCUUGCGAGGAGUUCGAGUACACUUCUGGGCAAAUACCUCGUCCAAUGUAUCUGGAAGACUUUGAAGACCAGAUAUUUACUGGCAAUGACAGGCCGUUUUCGUCAUUCGCAUACCGGAUCGCAUCCAUCAGGAACCUUGGCCGCAUGAUGCGGCUUCCUGAAAGCGUUUUUCCUGGCGAUGACAAUGUUGAUAGGAUCGAAUCGCUCCUGUCCAAUUGGCGGUUGCAUCUUCCGGAAUCCAAACGUGACUGCUUGAACAAGGAUUGCCAGCUGGACGAAAUGAUGUUCCAAGCACACAUGAUCAACCAUGCAUGCUCCAUCAUUCUGCACCAGCCUCACUCGCAACUCGACUCUUCGCCAGCUCGGGAUGUGACGGCUUGCGCGCCUCACCAGGCCGUCCAGUCGGGUGAGCACUUCAAUGCUCACACGCGACACAUCAUUACGGCCGCUUCAGCAAUAAGCAAGAUGGUGACCUACAACGUGCCCAUUACCUGCCAUACCCAUUUUUUCACCUGCGUUCUCACCCUCUCGUCCGUCGUCCACCUGAGCAAGUGGGCCUUAAUCAUCGUGCAGAACGAUGCAGACCUGAAGGAGAAGAUUCGUCUCAACAUCGGCGCCCUCAACAAACUUAGCAACGUCUGGAAGGCGGCGGGUCGUGCUGGCAGUCAGGUGAAGGGCGUUGCGUCCGAGAUUUACCACGUCAAGAAGGCGCAGCAGAAUAAUUCGUCGCUUUGGGUUGGGUACACCCAGGAGGAGAUCAUCAGCUCCAUGGCGUCGGAUGAGAGUAUCAUGAGUGAUAUCAACAGCAUGCUCAACUGA